This is a messenger RNA of Venturia canescens, 4523 nucleotides long. It is a transcript of the gene per, whose product is annotated as period. Lineage: Eukaryota; Metazoa; Arthropoda; Insecta; Hymenoptera; Ichneumonidae. Gene Ontology annotation, biological process: circadian regulation of gene expression; entrainment of circadian clock by photoperiod; negative regulation of transcription by RNA polymerase II. Gene Ontology annotation, cellular component: nucleus; cytoplasm. The coding region runs from base 380 to 3817 and encodes 1145 amino acids. The record is from RefSeq and is a predicted model, not a curated record. Gene Ontology annotation, molecular function: transcription cis-regulatory region binding; transcription corepressor binding. The transcript has 16 exons.
UCGAUGAGACUGGACGUAUCGCUCUUAGGCGAUCGUAUUAUUCGGUCAAUUUGAACAUUUAUUUCUUGACACCUGAACGUCAGUGAAUUAACAUUUCGCAAUAGACGACUAUUUAUUUAUUUUUUAUCCUCAACGCGGAUAUUAUUAUUUAUUUAAUUUUAGUACUUUGGUAAAAUUGAGUAAAUUUUUCGUCAUCUCGUUAGCAAUUUUUUAUUCCGGCUCAACGGCUCCUCUCGACUCGGUGAUCGAACCGUGCCGAGCGGAAAUAGUGCGAAAAAGUAAUUGCAGCAAAUAUCGAGGCGAAGCGAAAUGGCGAAUUGAUGAAAAAUCAAUAUUCAAAGAAAGUGAGAUCGGCACGAUAGAAUUUUUGCGCAACAUCAUGAAGGGCUCAUCGAACGACAAUGGAAAGAUCUCCGAUUCCGGUAACACCAACUCGUGCGUCAGUCAAUCGCAGAGGAGUAGCGGCAGCUCGUUGUCGCGGAGAAACACGAAUCAGUCCGAGAGCAGCGGUUACUGUGGUGGACACCCUUUGACGUGUGACUCGAGUAAUUACGCCUUACCGCAACCGAUCAGCAGGCACAACCAGAAAGAGCAUAAAAAGAAGAAAUCAAAAACAUCAACGACGAAGAACAUCGGUAACGUCGGUACUGAAUUCAGAUCGCAGAUUAAUUCUGAAAAACAAAACGACGUGGGAACAUACGAUUCGUACGGCACUUCUUCCGAUUUUGCUACUAAUAGUAAAAAAGCAGAAGAAAUAGCCGAUGUAGAGUUGGCCGACGACACAGGACUAGGGGAUCACAACGGCGACUCUAACUCUACAGAACUCGAGAGGGGAAUUGGUACGAUUACCAAUCCUCUGGAAGAUUCGACAUCUAAUAUCAAUGCGACAUUCAGCGUGGUUAUAUCGAUGAAAAAAGGCCUCGUCGUCGAUGUUACACCUUCCUUAAGUACGAUACUCGGCCACACGAGAGAAUCGUGGAUCAAUCGUUCCUUCAUCGAAUUUGUACAUCCGAAAGACAAACAAGCGUUUGCCGAUCAUCUUGCCAAGAACAUCAGUCUUCCUUACGAAGAUCAUGACAAGGGUCUUGAUGGACAUCGGACAAGUAUAUUUUGCAGUCUACAAAAAAACAAAGAGCGAAGGUCAACAGUUGGAAGUGCAAGCGACGAAAGCAGUUACCAUGCAACAACGUCCAAUCCGUACCUUCCCUUUCAUCUGAUAACGAGUACCAAAGCUUUUCGCGAUCCUGCUAGUGAGGAGAAACUUCAAAUGUUUUUUCUCAUUGUCAACGCCGAGCCAAUUAUGCCCAUCUACCAAGCCCCCGAAGAGAUGAUAAUAUCGACGAUAUUUUCAACUCGGCACGAUUCCAACUGCAUCCUGAUAAACGUCGAAGUCGACGUGGUGCAAUACUUUGGUUAUAUGCCACACGAAAUGAUAGGUCGUUCGGUGUUCGACUUUUAUCAUCCUGAUGAUCUGCCGUACCUCAAAGAAGUCUACGAGACCGUUGUUAAAAUGGACGGAUUGCCAUUUCGCUCAAAACCAUACAGAUUCGCAACACAAAACAGCGAUUACGUUGUAUUGGAGACCGAGUGGUCGGCAUUUUUCAAUCCCUGGAGUGAAAAACUAGAAUUUGUCGUAGGUCAUCACAGAGUACUCCGUGGACCAAAGAAUCCGAACGUUUUUCAAGCUGCGCCGGAUCCUCGAAAAAUCAGCUCGCUGGAAAAUAUAAGCGAAGAAAUAUUCAAAGAAUCGAAGAUCAUACAGAGCGAAAUACAAGCUGUUCUCAAUGAGAAAAUCGAAAGAAUGGAAGACGACGGAGCCUACGAGAUUACUUCUAGUUCUAAAAAUCUUGACACGUUCGUGGAGAACCUGCUGCGGGAGGUCAAGCCUCCGGCGCCAGUCUCCAAGGAGCAUUUCGCAACUGACCACAAGAGCUUUUUGGGAUCACGAAAUCCCUUGUUGCAGGAACACGACAGCGCCAUACUGGGCGCAAUAUCACCUCAUGAUAGGUACUGCGAUAGCAAAUCGUCAACCGAGACUCCACCGAGUUACGGUCAGCUCAAUUACAAUGAGAAAAUAACGAGAUAUUUCGAUAGCAAACUUCUCGUUAGCGCCACUUAUGGGGAUGGAGAUAACACGAAUCUGAGUGUGCCGAGCAACAAGGAAGUCAGAAAAUCGAGCUCGAACUUGACUGGCACGAAAAACACGACACUGAGCGGUGAGAAUUUGAGCAGCGGCUCGAAUAAUCGUACUAGUUACGACAGCCCCGAUGACGUUGACAAACCACGCAGCGUCAAUCCAAUGCCUACGGGAGAUUUGGAAAUACCGACACUCACCGAAUCGAUGUUGAAUAAGCAUAACCGGGAAAUGGAGAAACUCCUGAUCCAGCAACACAAAGAGUGGCGACGUAAUUUAAAGUAUAGAAAAGAGGACAAAGAUUCAAAGAAUAAUGGUACGGAGGAUAACCAAACCAGGCCAAGUAACAAGCGGAGUAAACACCAAACGAAAACGUGCAGUACCAAAAAACGCAGAAUCGAUGAUCACGAGGGGGAACAAUGCAAGAUUCCAAAAUGCGAUGAGGAUGCCAAAACGGGUACCGUAGCUCCUGUACUCGCUGCGACGAAUGCAUCAGUGCACGCGGGUGACAAAGUCGCACCAGAAACCGCAGCGACUCAAGACUCCAAUGUUUGGCCACCGGCUACGGGGGCCGCAUCACCACAACUGUCUCAUCCCCAUUUUUACGUGGCAGCUUCAAACAAUGAACCGCGCAUGGAAUCCAGAGGCCCAGAAUUUUCGUCUUUAGUUCCAUUGUUUUAUGUUCCCUUACCACGAACUGUUCCGUCGACCACUAAUAGUCAACCUCAGCAGGUUACUUACGUUUCUUACGCCACAGCACCAUUGGCAGGUGUAAUUUAUCCACCGGUGGUCUGUGCACCAGCACCGGUAACGACGAUGUACCGGCCGUUUUUGAUACCGGGAUCGGUGCCAAUUAAUCGAGAAAUACAGCAAACUAAUUCGGCGAAUGCCCAAGAAGAAAAUUCGUCGAAAAGCAUUAAGCGACCGGCGUCGCACGCCACGAGUAUCAAAGGCGAGGUCGGUAGUACAAUGGCAUUGUCCGAAUCUUCGAAAAAACAACUCUUUUUGGGCGAUCAAUUCUCAUCUUGCAUCAGCAUCGAUGGUCUUUGCUCGAGUCUUGUGCCUAACACGAAACCGGAAACCAGCACGAACAGUCAAUUUAACUCGAGCCUCGAGGAUUCUAGUGAUUCAAGUUUUUACAGUAGCUUCUUGACGAAAAGUAACCAGAGUAGUUACGACCGAAGUGAAAAUAUUGUCCCUCACCAUCCACAGAAAAUUCGAAUUCGAAAACAACAGCUUAAUCUGCCGAGCAGAGGUCCGCCAUGGCAAGAGGACGUGAUGAUGACCGAUCAAUUGAUAUAUCGAUACCAAUUAACGCCAAAGCCAUUGAACGAAGUGCUCGAAGCCGAUAUGAAGAUCCUUCGAAAUUUGGAUCAACCGUCGAUGGUGACCGACCAACUGGCACAAAUGUACUCCGACAUGGAGCUGAGCAAAGUUGAUUUUUCUGCGAAACUUAUACCUUGCGAACACGACACGCCAGUGGGCAGUGAGGGCGGCAGCAGCGGCGAGAAACAACGUAACGUAGCACUCGAGGUGAGAAAAUGUGAGAGCUCGUGCUCGGUGGGAAGACAAGACGAAAAUGUUGUUUCCAACUUCGUCGGAUUUUCGCCCAUCCGAGCAGUCGUUUGUUUUGAAAAUGAGCCUAAAAGACACACAGUUUUCUGCAAAAUCAGAGAACCUUGAAAACUAUUUUGCCCCUUCUUUUUUCGACUUCCAUAUUGGGAAAGAAAAUCAUGGCUCUUUGAGAUACUCGUGGAAAUGUUAUGACGAUUUGUUCACUCAUUUAUUCAUACAAAACCUGACCCCAAAAUCGUGCACAAGCGACCAGAUAUUUUAUUCAUUCGGCUACGAUUUUGGUUUUUUCAUAAACAAUAUUUUUUCAAUAUCAUAAUACGGUCACUUUGACUGGUGGUUACUUUUUUGAUCACGUGAGAAACUGUAGUGUGCAUUGCUCGUUCGAACGCAAGAAAUUUGACGGUGAGCAUGUUAUAAAAAAGAAGUGUGCGCUUCGCCCAAAUGUCGCGAAAGUGAAACUUCGAUAAUAGACGCAACUACUUUUUAAUCCUUCGACAGUGAGCUUAAAUUCACCUUUUACUUUUCAUUACGUGGAUUAAGAAUAAGAAUGAUCAGCAACAGACAAAAGUUCACUGCGUUCAUCUAAUACAAAGAUUUUUAUUGUUUUUCAAACUAGAGAAGUAUGAAGUAGUGACAAAACGAUAAUUUAUUUUCAAAAAACAAUUAACAAUUUGCAAUUAAGCAAUUUGCAAUAAGAGUACAAAAUGUACAGUUAAUGGAGCUUCCAACUGAGGAUUUCACUGAUAAAAAUGGAGUUGAAUCGUUGAUCAUGUAAAUUGAAUAUUUUUCAAGAAUUUUGAAAAACCAAAUUCGA